AUGGCCCACCUCGCACUGCAGUUUCGCCAAGCUGUGCCCCUCACCAUCGAGUCGAGAUUUGUCUUCGUCCACUUCAUUCUCACAGGCCGUCGCAUUCUCUUCCAUCCUACUUCUCAUGUUCAUAUCUUCCUCUCCCGCUCGCUCGUGGUAGAAGUUGCUCCGCGACUGGUACUGCACAAGCUCCACGCGUUCGUGUUGGUUUUCCUUGCUCUCAUCGGCACGCUCGUCAAUCUUUUGCACUCCAAAGCAGCCUGGAUGGCGACUGCGCCAAAGUUGUUUGGAAUCUCACAUAGAGGAUCCCAAUGGGUCGCCAACAUAAAGCUUGGAGGCAAAAAACUUUGUCUGGGGUGCAGAAACACUGCAGAAGAGGCCGCCAGACUGUUCGACAGGGCGGCAUACAAGUUGAGGGGGCCCGAAGCUCAGUUGAACUUCAACCUCACAGAUGAGCAGAAAGCUGAGCUCGACGCCAAGUCGGAGCUUCAGUUCCGGGCCUCCCUUGCCAAAGAGAACCUCCUGCUCAAGUUGGGCCGCGGGUCGUCGCGGUUCAUAGGCGUGAGCUGGAACAAGGAAAAUCAGAAAUGGCAAGCACGGAUACAGAAAGGUGGGGUGUGUCUGUACUAUGCAAGUUUUCUCACGGAAGAAGAGGCAGCCCAAGCGUAUGACGCAGCUGUGAUUGAAAGGUAUGGGCCUGAUGCCACAACUAACGCCAAACUCUUCAGCGGAGACUUCAGCAGUGUGGUUCCUGUGGGAAGCGCCCGCCCGCAGGUGGCUCGUGCCACGGGCAGCGGGAGGGCAGAGGCGCAGGGUGGCGGUGAGGGGGCGGGUGUGGAGCGGAAGACACGUGGCGGCCGGGGCGGAUCAGCCAGACGUCGCAAAGCAGGUGCGGCUAGAGUGGGUGAUUGGGAUGGGCCACUUUAA
Messenger RNA from Closterium sp. Yama58-4, 918 nucleotides. The record is from the annotation of a GenBank genome assembly. NCBI's taxonomy places the organism in Eukaryota, Viridiplantae, Streptophyta, Zygnematophyceae, Desmidiales, Closteriaceae.